AUGCUCACCGCCUUUCAUGCUCGCUCUAUUCGAGAGCUAGGUCCGAAGGAUAGGUCGCGUCAGGAGUGCAUUCUAGCCUAUGGCGAGAAGCUACUUGUCGGCUUAAACAAUGGCACGUUACGUAUCUACCGAGUCUCAAACCCUACAACUCCGACGGAGGCAAUCGACAUUGAAUGUCUGCGUGAGGUUGAGGGGUUUACAAAACGUCCGAUAAACCAGAUGGGGUGUAUCAAAGAGUCUUCGAUCUUAGUAAUACUGGCCGAUAGCUAUGUAUCUACCUACGAUAUGGCGACCUAUGAGAAGCUGGAAACCUUGUCGAAAACCCGAGGCGCUACGUUGUUCGCGCUGACAAGUGGCGUGGAAAGGGAUAUUUCUGGUGUUCCGUCAGUUGUCUCGAGGUUGGCGGUAGUGGUGAAGCGAAAGCUGCUGCUGUACUUAUGGAAAGAUGGGGAGUUUCAUGACUCGAAUGAGAUUACGUUGCCAUCACAGCCUAGAAGUCUAACUUGGGCCGCUGAAGGGAAAAUAUGCGCCGGGUUAUCGAGUAGUUUUGCUAUGGUGGACGUGAAUACCGAGGUCGUUGAAGAUAUUCCUAUGGCUGGCGGUGGAGGAGGUGCUGGAGGGUAUCUCAGCUGGUCGACCCGCAAUCCAUUGGCCACAAGAUUAGGCGACGACGAACUACUGCUCGUCAGAGACUCAACUUCAAUGUACAUAUCCGCCAGAGGCGACCCUCUUGAAUCAAAACAAAUACCCUGGAGCCAUGCCCCCGAUCAGCUGGGAUACUCCUAUCCUUUCCUUGUAUCUUUACAUCCCCAUCACACUUUGCAGAUACGGAAUCCCGACACCCAGAACCUCAUGCAGACUAUCACACUACCUGGUGCAACUCUCCUUCACACACCCCAGCAUAAUCAUGCUCUGUCUCAUGCCGGAAAACAAUUUUAUCUGGCAUCUCCGACUCAGAUAUGGAAAAUGGUAUUGGUGGACUAUGGGACUCAGAUUAAGGAAUUGACAGCAAAGGGUGAAUAUGACGAAGCAAUUAGUAUCUUGGAGCAGAUUGAGCAGGCACUGUUUGUAGAAAAAGAGGAGCGGAUUAAGGAAAUCCAAAUGCUGAAGGCAGAGAAGUUAUUCUCUAUGGGAAAAUUCCGGGAUUCGAUGGACCUCUUCGCCAAGGUAGCUGCUCCGCCAGCCAGAGUUAUCAGACUAUACCCUCCGGCAGUUGCUGGUGAAAUUUCCAACCAAAUUGUGGAGGAAGUAGAUGAAGAGCCACCCCAAGGCAAAAUCAUACAAUCCGAAGAGAACGGAUCGCCGGUGGAGGAAACCAAACAGAACGGCGAGGGCGAGGACAAAACAUCCCCGACGGAGGAACAAGUACCUGGUACCCCAGCGAAAGAGAAUGGGGAUCAUCCAUCUACUCCAGAUGUAGCAGCACCAAGGUCAUCGUAUUUCAGUAUCCCUGCCAGAUUGAAGCUCUCGUCUACUACAGCAGCAGACGAUACGGCAUCCAUCAAAUCUGGAAGAUCAGGCAAGGGAGACUCCGAGGCUGUAGCCCCUCCCUCUGCAGCUCCCACGCCCCCACCAGCAGCGCAAUCAAUACUACCCCCGCCUCCAAAUAAACUUGAGGGUAAGGUACUUAAACUUGCCGUCCAAGGCUUGGUCUCAUAUCUUGUUGAAAUGCGCCGCAAACUUCUCAAAUAUGUGAAACCAGAUAUGGAAUCGGAUGCCCUUGGCGAGCCAGCUGUUGAGCCGGGCCCCGAAACCGUCCCUACGUUCGGCGAUGCCUCAUCCAAAACCGCUGCUAUCGAUUUUAGUGAGGUGGCAGCCUUACUCCCUCCAUCUCGGCAUGGCGGCGAGAUGACUGUUAAAGAGCAACUUGAAAAUCUUAGAGAAAUGGCCAAAUUGAUCGAUACUACUCUAUUAAGGUCGUAUAUGUUUACGAAUUCGAGCUUAGUAGGACCGUUGGUCCGAGUUGAAAACUUUUGCGACCCUGAAGUAGUACAUGAGAAACUGGUCGAAACAGGACGGUUUAAGGAACUUGUGGAUUACUUAGCGAACAAGAAAUUGCACGACAAAGCGCUGGUCCUGCUGAAGAGUUUUGGCGACCGAGAAGAACCAGAUGACAGGGAGCCAGACCUACAUGGACCACAGGCCACAGUCACAUACCUGCAGAAGCUGCAUGCUGACCAGCUUCCUCUGAUAUUCGAAUACUCUACAUGGGUUUUACACAAAGACCCGAAGCUCGGUAUGGAGGUAUUUGUAGAUGAUACCCCACAGGUGGAAUCUCUACCUAGGGAUAAAGUCUUGGAUUUCUUAAAGUCUAUAGAUGUAAAACUCGGUGUUGAAUAUGCAGAACAUUUAGUUCAUGAGCUUAAGGAUGAUUCGCCAGACUACCAUAACUGGUUAAUAGAAGGCUAUCUUAUGAUGAUGAAGGAACAGAAGGAGCCAGAAGAAGAUGGCUGGCAUUGGAAGCUCGGCAGCCAAGAAAGAGAGGAGUACGGACAAAAGGUGUUGAAGUUCACAGAAGACAGCCAUCAAUAUUGGCCAGAGAAGGUCAUACGAUGGUUACCCAAAGAUGAUCCGACAUUCUAUGAAAUCAGGGCUUCAAUCCUAAGCAGACUUGGCGAGCACCGACAGGCACUCGAAAUAUUCGUAUUCAGGAUGCAGGACUUUAGCAAAGCGGAAGCAUAUUGCAACCGAAUACACCAACUCUCUCCACCUCCCUCUGAUCCCGCUGAAACCUCCACGGAGACUGUUUACUCAAUUCUCCUCUCUCUCUAUCUCAGUCCACCACCAAACUAUGAAGUUCAAAUGCCACCGGCGCUUGAUCUAUUAUCCCGCCAUGGCGCCCGCGUGGACCCGUUAGAGUCAUUAAGACUCAUACCAGAAUCAAUCAAAGUAGCAGAUCUAGGGAAUUACUUUGAGAACCGCAUUAGGCACUCAAAUUCUCGAGUCAACAUGAAUAGGGUGAUGGCACAACUCUAUAAAUCCGAAGCAUUUAGAUGGGAGGAGUUGAACGCCGAAGCAAAAAAGAAAGCGGUAGUGAUCGGAGAAGAAAGAGUAUGCCCUGUGUGUCACAAGCGUCUAGGCAAGAGUGUUAUCAGCGUCUUCCCCGACGGACAUGUGGUACAUUAUGGCUGCGCAAGUCGAUUAGCAGGGAAUAAAGGAAUGGAGGCGAAAGAAGAGCCCGUUGAUUUAGGGCUACGAAGAGGGUUUGGUACAGAUCGAUGGGGCUCCCCAACAGCGAAUACGGGAAGCUGGCGGUAA
Messenger RNA from Orbilia oligospora ATCC 24927, 3258 nucleotides. RefSeq lists its product as uncharacterized. The record is from RefSeq and is a predicted model, not a curated record. Gene Ontology annotation, cellular component: fungal-type vacuole membrane; cytoplasm. Gene Ontology annotation, biological process: endosomal vesicle fusion; vesicle-mediated transport; intracellular protein transport. Bases 1 to 3258 code for a protein of 1085 amino acids. Lineage: Eukaryota; Fungi; Ascomycota; Orbiliomycetes; Orbiliales; Orbiliaceae. The transcript has 7 exons.